AUGACUACGGAAACAGAUGGUAAAUCCAAUGAAACACAUUUUAUUCCCGGCCAACCAGUUGAGUAUGUCAACCCUGAACUUACAGAAUUGGAACAAGCCAAACCUGGCAGGACAGUCAAUUUGAAAUUUGGUUUUGGACCGAUUCCAUCCAAUGCUAGUAAUAAGACCAUCUUCUUCUUUGAUAUAGACAAUUGCCUAUAUCCUCGAUCGACGAGAAUACUUGAGAUGAUGCAUGAUAAAAUACACGAAUAUUUCAAGAAUAACUUAAAUUUAAAUGAUGAAGACGCUAGCAAAUUGCAUACUGACUACUACAGAACUUAUGGAUUGGCAUUAGAAGGAUUAGUGAGAAACCAUCAAGUUGAUGCGUUGGACUACAAUUCCAAAGUGGAUGAUGCAUUGGACUUGCAUGCGGUAUUGCGCUAUGACAAAGUCUUGAGGGAGACCUUAUUGAAAGUGAAAAAAUUGGGCAAAUUUGAUUAUUUUUGGCUAAUUACAAAUGCUUAUAAGAACCACGCUUUGAGAGUAAUUAGCUUUUUGGGGAUUGGCGAUUUAUUUGAGGGAUUGACGUUUUGUGAUUAUUCGAAAUAUCCUAUUAUUUGCAAGCCUAUGAGGCAAUAUUUUGAUAAUGUAUUCCAAUUGACUCAAUUGGACUGUACCGAUGAGGCUGUUUUAAGAAAACAGUGGUAUAUCGACGACAGUGAGUUGAAUGUUAAAGCUGCAUUUGAUCUAGGCGUGGGGCAUGUUAUUCUCUACAUUGAAAAUGAACAAGAUAUGGCUAACUUGAAGAAACAUACAGAUUACAAAAAGUAUUUUGCUGGAAACGGAAGAAGAAUUGAACUUUUGAACAAUUUCUCCAGUUUACCAGACCUAGUUGGUCCUUGA
This is a messenger RNA of Lodderomyces oxycetoniae, 882 nucleotides long. RefSeq names its product nucleotidase. Bases 1 to 882 code for a protein of 293 amino acids. Gene Ontology annotation, molecular function: nucleotidase activity. The transcript has a single exon. Gene Ontology annotation, biological process: pyrimidine nucleobase metabolic process; nucleotide catabolic process. The record is from RefSeq and is a predicted model, not a curated record. Lineage: Eukaryota; Fungi; Ascomycota; Pichiomycetes; Serinales; Debaryomycetaceae.